Molecule: messenger RNA, 1092 nt
Organism: Erigeron canadensis
Lineage: Eukaryota; Viridiplantae; Streptophyta; Magnoliopsida; Asterales; Asteraceae
Product: ribonuclease H2 subunit A
Exons: 8
Coding region: 67-966 (299 amino acids)
Biological process (GO): DNA replication, removal of RNA primer; mismatch repair
Cellular component (GO): ribonuclease H2 complex
Molecular function (GO): RNA binding; RNA-DNA hybrid ribonuclease activity
Source: RefSeq, a predicted model, not a curated record
CAAAAGAAAAGGGGGGAGAAAAAAUAGUGAAAGAUACGAAAUUAGAAUUAGAAUACAAGGCAAGCCAUGGGAUCAGAAAGUGAUGAGAUUCAUGAAUGGGCUUCAACUCCGUGCAUUAUGGGCAUCGAUGAAGCCGGUCGCGGCCCCGUUUUAGGUCCGAUGGUUUACGGAUGUCUGUAUUGUCCACUUUCUUACAAGAAAACCCUCUCCACUUUGGAAUUUGCAGAUUCCAAGACGUUGAAAGAAGAGAAAAGAGAGGAAUUGUUUGAAAGCUUAAAGGGUGAUCAAACAAUUGGUUGGGCUGCUGAUGUCAUAGAUCCUAGAGAGCUCUCAGCUAAAAUGUUGCGAAAAAACAAGAUAAACCUUAAUGAGAUUUCACAUGACUCAGCCAUGGGACUUGUCAAGAAGGUGCUAGGCAUGGGAUAUCUUCUGACUGAGGUUUAUGUUGAUACGGUAGGAGAUCCUGAAAAAUACAGAGUUAAGCUUUCCGAGAGAUUCCCAUCUAUUCAGUUUGUGGUUGCAAAGAAGGCUGAUAGUCUCUAUCCAGUUGUUAGUGGAGCAAGUAUAGUUGCCAAGGUGACAAGGGACCGAGCAUUGCAAAAUUGGACGUUUGAUGAAACUGCUGAAAAUAUGCAUAGAAACUUUGGAUCUGGAUAUCCUGGAGAUCCCAGCACUAAAGACUGGUUAGAACAUCAUAAACACCCAGUAUUUGGCUUCCCAUCAUUGGUUCGCUUUAGCUGGGGCACAUGUAAUGCAUACGUCAAAGGCGGUGUUGAAGUGUUAUGGGAAGCAGACAAAGAAGACGACGAUGAUGAAUCCUCAAGUAAGACGCGCAAGCGGCAAUCAAAGCUGAGUAAUCUCGGUUUCACUGGAGUGAAGAGAAGAAGCGAAGAUAUUGAAUCAAGCGGAAAAGGUCGAUGCAAGUUUUUUCAAUCUCGUAAACUCGAACAGCUCUCCCGUUUCUAACCACAAGACAUCCGUAUGGCGCCAUAAAGUCAGAUGAUAUUGUAUUUGUGCCAACUCUUCCAGAACUUUGCAUUUUCCUUAUCAAUUCCAUUGUCUUUUUAUAUAUAUAGUUUUUUCAUCGUUGCA